Molecule: messenger RNA, 1905 nt
Organism: Cucurbita pepo subsp. pepo (vegetable marrow)
Lineage: Eukaryota; Viridiplantae; Streptophyta; Magnoliopsida; Cucurbitales; Cucurbitaceae
Product: AAA-type ATPase family protein
Cellular component (GO): microtubule cytoskeleton
Molecular function (GO): ATP hydrolysis activity; ATP binding
Source: RefSeq, a predicted model, not a curated record
UUUAUUAAGCAUGGUAAUUACGCGGUGUCGGUACCUUUACAAAUUUCCGAUCGUCCACUCUCCGGCGUAUCCGUUUCCUCCAAUUGAAGCUUAGGCACAGCGAUCCUUGAGAAAACCCCAUCAAUUUCUCUAAAAUCGUAGCCUACUUCGUUCGAAUUGUGUUCUUUCGCGUCUCUUUCGUUACGGAGCUCAAUCUUCUCAUCCAUAGACGACUAAAGCCGCGCAGAGGAUGAAGUUAUUGAAGAAUUUUUGUAAUCUGGAAUGAGUUUUUUCAGAGGUGUAGCUGACUAUAUUGGAUCGAUCUUCUCAGAAGCGAGCUCAAUUCACGAUUUGUCGCAGAAUCGUGGCCGCGAGGGUGCUUCAACCAUGGAGGGCGUUAAUGGGAUUCCUGUUUCGAACGAGCGCUAUGCUUCCAAGCUCAAAGGGUACUUCGAGUUGUCCAAGGAGGAGAUCGCCAAGGCCGUCAGAGCGGAGGAGUGGGGCUUGAUCGACGAUGCCAUACUGCACUACCAGAAUGCGCAGCGUAUUCUGGCCGAGGCCAGUUCAACCACCGUGCCCUCGUUUAUCAGUUCUAGCGAACAAGAGAAGGUGAAAUCUCAUAGACAAAAGAUAUCAAAGUGGCAAAGUCAAGUUUCUGAGAGAUUACAAGCUCUAAAUAUGCGAGCAGGUGUUACAUCCUCAAACAAGAGCUCCUCGAAUCAAGUGCCAAGAGCUGGAGUUGCUUCAACAAUGCCAAAAAUUAAAAAGCCAGUGCUAAAGAGCUCUCUUCAUAGUGGUGCAAGUAAUCCAAUAACGAGAAGUCAACCAGCUAGUGUUGGGACUUCAAAAUCUAUGCAAGAAGUUUCUGAUGGAUACGAUCCUAAAUUGGUUGAAAUGAUAAAUACUGCUAUAGUGGAUCGGAGUCCUUCUGUGAAAUGGGAUGAUAUUGCUGGACUUCAAAAGGCAAAGCAAGCUUUAUUGGAGAUGGUUAUUUUGCCCACAAAGAGAAGAGACUUAUUCACUGGUCUCCGAAAGCCUGCUAGAGGUCUUCUUCUCUUUGGUCCCCCCGGUAAUGGGAAGACUAUGCUUGCUAAAGCCGUAGCUUCAGAAUCAGAAGCUACUUUUUUUAACGUGUCUGCUGCGUCCUUAACAUCAAAAUGGGUAGGGGAAAGUGAAAAACUUGUACGGACUCUCUUCAUGGUUGCUAAGUCCAGGCAGCCCUCCGUAAUUUUCAUGGAUGAAAUUGAUAGUGUCAUGUCAACAAGACAUGCUAAUGAAAAUGAAGCUAGCAGGAGGCUGAAGUCUGAGUUUCUAGUACAGUUUGAUGGAGUAACAUCCAAUUCUACUGAUCUCGUAAUCGUUAUUGGUGCUACUAAUAAGCCACAAGAACUGGAUGAUGCAGUUCUCAGGAGAUUGGUGAAGAGAAUUUACAUUCCCUUGCCAGAUGGAAACGGUAGAAGACUUCUUCUCAAGCACAGGCUCAAGGGACAGUCGUUUUCUCUACCAAGUAGAGAUCUAGAGAGACUAGUUACACAGACUGAAGGAUACUCUGGAAGUGAUCUACAGGCCUUGUGCGAGGAAGCUGCAAUGAUGCCAAUUAGGGAGCUAGGUGGGAACAUUCUCACAGUAAAGGCAGAUCAGAUAAGAUCAUUAAAGUACGAAGAUUUCCAGGAGGCAAUGAAAGUGAUCAGGCCCAGUCUAAACAAAAGCAGGUGGCAGGAGCUUGAACAAUGGAACCAAAGUUUUGGAUCCAAUUAGACAAUGAAGAAAUAUUCAGUGUAUGUUAGAGGCAGCUGUUGUUGUGAAGUAAACACUGUACAGCCUUACCUUCAAACAAACUUCUAAAUAGCUCGAUUCUUUGUUUUCUUGUUUAGUAAAUUAAUUAAAAAAUAAUUACGAAAUAUAUUGAUAUGGAAAUCAACCCAA